AUGUCUUUUUCACGUUUAUUUGUCUCAAAAGACCGUAAAAUAGACUUUGAGUUAACCAUCCUAAUUCAAGAUCUUGCUAAUGUACCUUUGGUCAGUGGAUUGUACUAUGUCAAAUGGAAGCUAAAGAAUGCAGCACACACCAGUGGUUCAACAGCGAGAGCGCCUAUCCGAGAUCACUGUAUAUUUUGGGGACAUCCCAUUAGCACAAUGGCCCAUCUCGUCAUCUCAAAGCAACACAUCCUAGGUCCUUGCGAGCUGCGACUGGAGGUAUAUCAAGAGUUGGGUGGCAGCAGAGACACCAUCCCCAUCGGAAGCCUCACCAUCAAUCUUUCCGAAUAUGCUAGCUCAGGGUUGACAACAAGACGAUAUCUACUCGAUGAGUGCAAGUUCAAUUCAACAAUCAAGCUAUCUAUCAAAGUAGACCAGAAAUCAGAUUCCUCGACAGAAUUUCAAAUCCCACCGUUAAAGAAACAACAAGUCUUUACAGAUAUACCUUCUAUGAUUACUGAAAGGCAAGAAAGAUCGGCUGUCUUUGAUGAGCGAUCAUUGCACUCGGCUCAUUUGAGCACUAGUAGCUACAGUAACAUGAACAAUAGCAACAGUUUACCAAAUGGUGGUAAUGGCAGCGGCGGCGGUGGUGGUGGUGGUGGUGGAGGAGGAGGAGGAGGAGGAGGCAAUGAUGCCGCAGUAUCCUCGUUGCGCCCACAAACACCUAUCCUCAGAAAGUCUCAAUCAGCCAUGUCUUUGCCUCAAUACUGUCGGCAAGUUACACCUUUCAGUGAUACAGAUGACCCCUCUCCCACAGAUCUGGUGGAGCAGCUAUUCAAAUCAAAACCGCCUGCUACCACAGUACCAAGUUCCAAGCUGUCGAUUUCAGUGGGUAAUGGGGGGUCUUCUAGUCCUGCUCAUCCAUCUCCAAAAUAG
Molecule: messenger RNA, 924 nt
Organism: Mucor velutinosus
Lineage: Eukaryota; Fungi; Mucoromycota; Mucoromycetes; Mucorales; Mucoraceae
Product: ATP-binding protein
Exons: 6
Coding region: 1-924 (307 amino acids)
Source: RefSeq, a predicted model, not a curated record